This is a messenger RNA of Pseudomyrmex gracilis, 5446 nucleotides long. RefSeq names its product cAMP-specific 3',5'-cyclic phosphodiesterase (gene dnc). Gene Ontology annotation, molecular function: 3',5'-cyclic-AMP phosphodiesterase activity. Bases 589 to 2202 code for a protein of 537 amino acids. Gene Ontology annotation, cellular component: cytosol; perinuclear region of cytoplasm; nucleus. Gene Ontology annotation, biological process: signal transduction. NCBI's taxonomy places the organism in Eukaryota, Metazoa, Arthropoda, Insecta, Hymenoptera, Formicidae. The record is from RefSeq and is a predicted model, not a curated record. The transcript is spliced from 6 exons.
GUUUUGCAGUCGGGCGGCUAGGCGGAUAAAGCCAACUCUGCCGCUCGCAGGCAGCUCAAUACGAGAAGUGGCGAGAAUACGUACGCGAGGUCGGUGAAUCAGAAAGUGCUCUCAUCCGUGACUCUCCGCGUCACGCUCCGGGGACUCGGUAUCAUCAUCAACAGUCGACGAACCCCGCGAGAAUCCGGGAGUCUGGAAAUUGGAGCAGUUCGCAUGAAAUUCACGCGACGCGCGUUUAUUAUUGUGUACCGUACAAAUUAGUUUUGCCUCACGUGACAAUUGCUCGCUCGAGAAAGUAAGAAGGAAACUGGAACCGCGAAUUGAUCAACGAUUCGAUUUACAUGUCAUCACGCGUUCGGAGAUUAUAUAAUCGGGAUAAUCUCUUUCUUUCUCUCCUUUGUGAGUCAAUCAGCGAGACGUGUUUUUUUUUUUAUUUGUACAACCGUCGCGGUCUGAAACGCGACGGUCAGUGACCGGAAGACUCUUCCGCGCGGACUUUCCUUUUGCGAUUUGUGAGAGAGAGAGAGAUAAUUCUCCAGUGUGUUUCGGAGCGGUUGCAGUCGCAGUUUUGUUUGCAACUCGCGCAGAAUGAUGCCCGCGCAGAACGGCGAGGUGGAAAUGGACGCCGUGGACGAGUCCGUUAGGUACUUCAAUUACCUAAGGACACUGGCGGAUCUCACGGCCAUAGCCAGCAUCAUGGCGGUGCAGUUCAAGAGAAUGCUGAACAAAGAGCUGUCGCAUUUCUCGGAGUCGUCAAAGUCUGGCAACCAGAUUUCCGAAUACAUCUGCAGCACCUUCCUCGACAAGCAGCAGGAGCUGGAUUUGCCGUCCUUGCGGAUCGAGGAUGCGGUCGCUGCAACGGGUAGUGUGGACGCGCGGGCGGCGAAGAAGAAGGAUCGCGCACAAAGAGGACCGGCCGCUAUGUCACACAUCAGCGGCGUGAAACGGCCGUUGACACACACCAACAGCUUCACCGGAGAACGUGUGCCGCUCCACGGGGUGGAAACGCCGCACGAAGAAGAACUCGGCAAGUUGCUUUCGGAUAUCGACAAGUGGGGCAUUGACAUCUUCAGGAUAGGCGAGCUUAGCAACAAUCGACCCCUCACCUGCGUAGCGUACACGGCCUUUCAGAGUCGGGAUCUGCUCAAAACGCUGGCGAUACCGCCCAAGACCUUCGUUACCUUUAUGAUGACCCUAGAGGAUCAUUACGUAAAGGACAAUCCCUUCCACAACAGCCUCCACGCAGCCGAUGUGACCCAAUCCACCCACACUCUGCUCAACACGCCUGCACUCGAGUCCGUGUUUACACCUCUGGAGAUCACCGCCGCGUUAUUCGCAGCUUCCAUCCACGAUGUAGACCAUCCGGGACUCACGAAUCAGUUCCUCAUUAAUUCGAGCUCCGAACUCGCGCUGAUGUACAACGACGAGUCGGUGCUCGAGAACCAUCAUCUGGCGGUCGCGUUCAAGCUACUUCAAAACGAAGGCUGCGAUAUAUUCGUGAACAUGAUAAAGAAACAGCGACAGACCCUGCGGAAGAUGGUAAUCGAUAUGGUGCUCUCGACGGACAUGUCGAAGCACAUGUCGCUGUUGGCCGACCUGAAAACUAUGGUGGAGACGAAGAAGGUCGCCGGGUCCGGUGUGUUGUUGCUGGAUAAUUACACCGAUCGCAUUCAAGUGUUGGAGAAUCUGGUGCACUGCGCCGAUCUGUCGAAUCCGACGAAACCGUUGCCGCUCUACCGACGAUGGGUGAGUCUGUUGAUGGAAGAAUUCUUUUUGCAAGGCGACCGCGAGCGGGAACAGAACAUGGAUAUCAGCCCGAUGUGCGACCGUCACAGCGCGACCAUCGAGAAGUCGCAGGUCGGUUUUAUCGAUUACAUCGUCCACCCGCUCUGGGAGACCUGGGCCGACUUGGUGCACCCGGACGCGCAAGAGAUCCUUGACACGCUCGAGGAGAAUCGUGACUGGUAUCAGUCGAUGAUACCGCCUUCGCCGCCGUCGGACGAGCAAGAGCAGAAGACGAACGAGAAUCAACAGCAAGAUAGGAUACACUUUCAGGUGACGUUAGAGGAAGGCGAUGAGACCGGCGAAACGGUUGAGAGCGGUUGUGACGAUGGCGGCGGCGGUAGCGAAUCCGCGAGAACGCUCACCAGCGAGGACGCGGGCGGUGAUACGGAGGAGAACGCGACAGAGGCUGGGAUGUGACGGAGGCUCGCCGGUGUUUGCAGGAAGCUCCAUGAGAAAGUACAGCAGAGCUGGUGGCGCGUGCGUCAGUGACAUUCGCACUUAGCCGCGCCUAGCCACUGGUCUCUUUGUAUCGACCUAUUUCGCGCUGGCCGGGUCGCGAGAGGAGGCGGUUGAAAUGAAGACACGAGAGAGCCUCUCGAUCAAGAAAUGAGAGGUUAAUCGUCGCGACGACGACGGGAACCACGACGGGACACGAAGAGAAUCGCGUCACGAGGAGUCGUCGCCCCGCUUCGGCUGGACCGAAACGAGUGGCGAAAAACCAAACAAAAAAAAAAAAAACAAAAAAAAAAAAAAAAAAAAAAAAAAAAAAAAAGAAACAAGGCGGUGAAGUUUUCGUUUGUCAUCGUCGUUAUCGCCGUCGUCGCGUCGCCUCAAAAAGUUUUGUCUCCACGCCUCAUUGAAUUUCUGUCAACCGAGAGGGACGAAUCUCUUCACAAAGUACCUGCGCAAGUGAAAGCGGCAGCCGCAUGUUUGCGAUAUCGAGUGGGUGGCAAGAUGUUUCUUUUUCUCACACAACAUACACACGCGCGCUCGCGCGCGCACGCACACACAUCGGGGGGAGAGGAUUGAUGAGACGUUGGUGUUCGUGUGCCGAUCGUCGUCGUCGUCCUCUUCUUAUAAAACGCGUAUGACGGAAGUGUGUCGCCGUCGAAGGCUGGAGGGAACCUAUCUUCCAGAAACACACGCAGGAUCUUCAACAACAUAUCAACAGUGUAUGAUGUACAAUGGGAUUUUAUAGCCGAAGCUUGUUAGCGACACUUUCGGGGGCAAAUGGACAUUUCUGACUUCAUUCUCGAACGUUUUUCGAUUAUAUCGCGCGAUUAUUAAAAUUACUCACGGAAAGAACUUUUUAGAUUUUUUGAUUAUCGUCUGAAAUUUAUUUGCGAAAAUAAAAAUUGAAGCAAACUUGUUAAUUUGCUCUCGUAAAACGAAACGAAAUUCACGCGUUCAACAACGGAAACAAACUCUCGUCGCGUUCUCGCGACGUUCCGUUUUUGCGAUACAGUAUAUAUGAAAACGUCCGUCAGUAUUUCGAUAAUUCAACAUUUCAAUUCGCGACCAUUCGGACAACAAACAAAUGCGUUUCUUCGACGAUAAACGCGAUAUGUGAUAAAAAUUAGAAAAAAAAGAGAGCAGCGAGGAAAGAAGAUGUAAAAAACAAACAAACAAACACGCAGAAAGAUACUCAGUUACAGUUAGAUGCUCAUCCUUUUGGUUCUUCGGCGGGGUUAUUCGAUAGUCAACCUAUCUACUUAUCGGUAGAGAGAAAGAUACCUGUCUUUAAUCGUAAGAUUUUAUCAUGUUCGCUUUGUAGAUGUAGAGAAAAAGUUCGUAAUCGAAAAAAACGCGAGAAAAAAAUAAAAAAAAAAAUAAAUAAAAAAUCCAGAAGUAGCCGCCGCGUGUCUGUAAAAGAAGACGCUAGUGCAAAACACACGUUUAGAAGUAUUACUUGCCAUCUUGUAUGAUUUGGCAGGAGGGAGUGAGGGAGCGAACGCGCUCAUUUCUCCUAUUCUCCCAGAUCGCGCGUAAUAUCGAAAGGAGAGCACCGAGCAGCAAAAUACCUGGACCGGGGGUAGGGGUGGGGGGAAAAAAGGGGAGGGGAAGAGGCAUCGAGAGAUAAGGGGACAAUUAAUUUUAAUAUACAACUACGUCGAGAGCUGGCCUUUUAAGUGUGUAUUAAAAUUAAUUACCAGAGCCGAAACGCUUUCUUCUUGCGAUAUAUAAUAUAUAGUAUUUCACACACACACACACACACACACAUAUAGAAAGAGAGGAGAUACACAACACACACACACACACACGCACACGCAAACAUACACACACGUAACCCGCAAUACGUACAACUGCAAUGCGAGCGAGAAUACAUAUAUCGAGAUAAAUGUUUUUAACCAAAGAGUAAUUAUAAGUGAUUGUCGUUAAGUCGAUUGUAUGUACGCCGAGCGUGCCGUCUCUUCACCAAUACGUCUUCUGACGGCGAGUACCAAAUAUAUUUCAACGAAGACGACAGAUUCGUUUUUUCUCCGAAAUCGUUCCCUGACUUUCGCGCAGAAAAACGGAAGAGAAACUGUGACAUUCUCUCGUCUUGUGUCCGUCAAUCGCUCAAAUCUUCGAAAGUUCGACGUUCCGGGCGCGAAACUAGUUCGAAGUUUUUUUUUUUUCACGUCGAACGUCGAACGUUCACACCGUUAUACGCUUUUUUUUUGUUUUUAAACACAAAACGUACAAAUCGCCGACUUACCGCACUGUUAUCUUUUUCGUUUUUUUUUCGAACGCAGCAGUGAAGAUGGUUUUCAUUUUCGCGAGGUUGUCGUAUUGGUGGAAUGGCGAUGGUAUCAGGGAAACGGAGACACGCCUUUUUUUUUUAGCGAACGACGGGCGAAUGUAGCAAAAAGAUCAGCCUAAAAUAUGUAAAAAACAAGAAAAAACCAAAAAAAAAAAAAAAAAACAAUUAACGUUAUAUCUACCUAAGUCGCGUAAGCUUGCCAUCGACUGCUUAAGCGAAGAGAGUAAAAGAUAAUCGCGAAAACUAACGGCGUGUGUGCAAGUCUGACGUGCGUGUAAAAGCGGCGGGAGUAUAGCUCGGGCUCACGUAAUCAUUACGUUUCUUAAUCACAUUAAGAGAAAAUUACCUAAUCGCAUAACAAGAUAGAAAAAAAAACUUAAAAAAAAAAAUUAAUAAUAAUAAUAAUAAUAACGGAGAAAGCAAAAUCUCUAUGUGUGUUGUAGACAGUGAAUCUAGUGAAUGUUUCUGGUGCUGGCCACCAAGCUUAGCGUAUAAGAAAAACUCCGAGAGUUUUAUGAGAGAGCGAGAGUUUCGCGACUACACAUUGUUAAGUCAAAGAAAAAAGAGAGUUAACGAAAUUUUUAGGGCGUAAGCAACGAGGUUAUAAAAAAAAAAUAAUGAUAAUAUUAAUAAUAAUAAUUAAUGAUAAUAAUCGUAACAUUAACAGUAAUAAAUACUGAGAGUAAGUGCGAUAAGAAAGAUACUGAUUUACUAAUUAAUUGUUAACGAUAACACACACUCGCUGCGCCAAUCAACGGUUUUUUCCGAGAUCGCGUUCGCUUCGGCCGUCGAGGCGACGUCGUUUGUGCACAAAGAAACAACAAGAAGAAAUCAAGAACGCGAAGAGAAGUGUUGUCGAGAAACGAUGACCACAUCUCUGCGCUGACGCCGAGGUGAAAGAUAAAACAAAAAAAAAAA